Molecule: messenger RNA, 1666 nt
Organism: Phanerochaete carnosa HHB-10118-sp
Lineage: Eukaryota; Fungi; Basidiomycota; Agaricomycetes; Polyporales; Phanerochaetaceae
Exons: 6
Coding region: 25-849 (274 amino acids)
Source: RefSeq, a predicted model, not a curated record
CUCAAUCCCCCGACGUCGUUUACAAUGAGCUCAACGCACUCCGAAUACCUCGCAAUCGUCUCUCGGCGCAUCGAAGAGCUCACCCGCACAGCCCCUGCAGCGUUCAGGCGGCAGCCUGGUGUGUUCAUCACAGCCGCGGCGGUCCUCGGCCUGUCCUCUCUGUGGCUGCGCAGCAACUAUCUCGAGUUCAAGGCUCUCGGCCCCGGCGGGCUGCCGUACGACGUGCGGGGCUGGCUCAUGGCCCUCGUCCUCAAGGCGUUCUCGCGGGAGACGCUGAGCACCGCGGAAUACGACGCGGACGCGAACAAGGACAGUUGGCUCGACGACCGGGAGGGCAUCCCGCGGAGGCAGGGCGCGCGGCCGAGCGGGGGCUUCCACGUCGUGCCUGCGAGGCAACUCGACCAGGUGCCGUCCGGGGAGAUGUUCCAGCGUUUGGACGAGCUCUUCGACCGCGUCGUGCGCCUGAACCCGGGCCUGCUCGAGUACAGCAAGUCGCCGCACGAGAAGCGGCACAACGGCAUCGUCGUGAAGCAGAGCGCGCCUGCGUCCCAUCACGUCCUCCAUUUUGGCCUGCGCGAGGUCGGCCACAUCCACCCCAGUGACCACUCGGUGCACGUCAUUAUGGCACCUCAAGAUUGCAAGUUUGUUAUUGAACGAGGCUGGGGCGAACGCCACAAGAUCAGUGGCUCGCGCAGUCUUCACGCGCUGCCCUUCCCAAAGGAAGCGAAGUUGCCGAAGGAAUACAUCUGGAUCUAUGCUCCGAGAGACGAGCGGGAGCUGGCUGUUAUGGAAAAGAUCCUUGUCGCUUCUGCCCGCUUCAUGACUAACACCAAGGAGAUUAAUUAUUGAGUCUUGUGCAACGACUGAUGUAUUCUUCACUUGGUAUCAUAUAUUCCCAGAAGCUUUUGACAGAUGGUAACUUGUACGAGACUAUGUAUCUAUAAAUUUACUCCAGCGAAAGAGAUCAUUGCUCUGACUGCAAGCUUCCACUCAGCGAGCUCGCGGCCCCACCCACCAAUGCGUCGCAUCUUUCCGCCAACAUGUAUCCCCUCGAGAAGGAAUCGUUCUCUCUCGCGCUUUCGAGCCACCCAAUGAUUGCUCAAGCACCACCAGAGUAUGCUUUCCCUGGAGAAGACCUUACUUACACGUUCGGGGCAGCCUGGACUGCACUGCGGGACGAUGCCCAGCAGGCGACCGAACGUGCGGACGCAGAUCCGCGGGAAGUACAGCAGGAGCGGCGGGUCCAGCCAAAUUAUGUCUGUCGCCUGCUCGCUGACCAUGGUCCUGAGCCUCUUCUCAUAAUUGCCGUCGACGACCCACCCGGUGGGUGCAGCGUCGAGCGCGCGCCGCACCUCUCUGCGGAACUCGUCGGGCGGCGCCUGGUCCCAGUUGGGGCGCCAGAAGAGCUCGUCGAGCGAGAGGAGGGGCACGCCGAGGAGCGCGGCGAGCUCCGUCCCGAGCGUAGACUUUCCCGACCCGCUAUUCCCGAUGACCCAGACUCUGUAGCAGCCUCGGCCGUCGCCGCGCAGGGACGGCACACGCGUGCUCGCGGGGCGCACACUCAUCGUCAACCGAGAUUUGUUUUUGGGUGGGGAGGGAAAGUGGUGAGCCCGAGGCGGGCGGGCGGACGUGCGUGCGUCGUCGACUUAUGUCACGUCGCCAAGGC